CAUAACUACCCCAGAGAACACAGCUCCCGGCAUGCCGCGCGCGCUGUUUCUCCCGCCGGGAGCAGGGCAUGCUGGGACUUGUAGUCGCUGGCGUGUCCAGCGCGGCUGAAGGUGUCCCGUGACCGGCGGCCGGAAGUGGAGGCCCCGGAGGUUCUGGACUCUGGGGCGCUAAGGGCUUCUGAGCCGUACGGCGGCCGCGAGGGGCCAGCCGGGGCGCGCGGUGCCGGAGCGAGCGGGUGACAAAUUCAUGUCUUGCAAGACAGUGAUGGCUUUUUCUCUAGAAUUUGAAUAUGGAGGCCACAGGGACAGAUGAAGUGGAAAAGCUAAAAUCAAAGUUCAUGUCUGCAUGGCACAAUAUGAAAUACAGUUGGGUAUUGAAAACAAAAACUUACUUUAGCAGAAAUUCUGCUGUCUUCUUGCUGGGAAAAUGUUACCAUUUCAAGUCUGAUGAACACAGUGAACUCUCUCCAGAUGGAUCCUGCUUGGAUAUAGUUGACAAAGUCAUUUCUGGAAAUGUAGAAGAGUUUCGUAAAGAUUUUAUUUCUAGAAUAUGGUUGACUUACAGAGAGGACUUUCCUCAGAUAAAAGAAUCUGCUUUGACAACAGACUGUGGUUGGGGUUGUACACUGAGAACUGGCCAGAUGCUGCUGGCUCAAGGGCUUGUGCUUCAUUUUCUUGGUAGAGCCUGGACCUGGCCGGGUGCGCUGAACAUUGAAAAUUCAGAUUCUGAAUCAUGGACUAGCCACACAGUAAAAAAGCUGACUGCAUCAUUUGAAUCAUCACUUACGGGGGAGAGAGAACCCAGGGUCCUGUCAAAUGAUCAUAAAGAAGCUCUAAAGAGAGACUGUGAUGACAGUGAAAUGAGAGAUGAAGUUUAUCAUAGAAAAAUAAUCUCUUGGUUUGGAGAUUCUCAACCUGCAUCUUUUGGCUUGCAUCAGCUAAUAGAAUAUGGAAAGAAGUCUGGCAAAACAGCUGGAGACUGGUAUGGGCCUGCUAUAGUAGCACACAUUUUAAGAAAAGCUGUUGAAGAAGCAAGAGACCCUGAGUUACAAGGGAUAACUAUCUAUGUUGCUCAGGACUGUACAGUUUACAGUUUGGAUGUUGUCGAUAGACAGUGCUCUUCUAUGGGCUCUAAAAAAGCAGAUAUGAAAGCUGUAAUUAUAUUAGUUCCUGUAAGACUUGGUGGAGAGAGAACCAACAUGGACUACUUGGAGUUUGUAAAGGGAAUUUUGAGUCUUGAGUACUGUGUUGGUAUUAUUGGUGGGAAACCUAAGCAGUCAUAUUACUUUGCUGGAUUUCAAGAUGACAGUUUGAUUUACAUGGAUCCUCAUUACUGCCAAUCUUUUGUGGAUGUCAGCAUAAAGGAUUUCCCUCUUGAGUCAUUUCACUGUCCUUCCCCAAAAAAGAUGUCAUUCAAAAACAUGGAUCCCAGCUGUACAAUAGGAUUUUAUUGUAGAAACAUGCAAGACUUUGAAAGAAUUUCUGAAGAAAUAACUAAGAUGCUGAAAUCUUCAUCUAAGGAGAAAUAUCCCUUGUUUACUUUUGUAAAGGGUCAUUCUAGAGACUAUGACUUUGCCUCCAGUCCACUCCAUGAAGAAAAUGACCUUUACUCCGAGGAUGAAAAGAAAAGAUUAAAAAGAUUUAGUACAGAAGAGUUUGUUUUGCUUUAAGGACAUUUUACAAUAGGGUAUUGGCAGCUGUCCAGGAGAACACUUGCCCUUUAAAAAAAAAAAUCACACAACACAAGACAAGCAAUAUUGAAAUUGAUCUAUUUUCAUAAAGGUUAUCAUGUCGUAUAUGUUCGAUCUUUAAAAUGUCACUUAUAAAUGUAAUUAAUUAUUUUUGUUUGUUCAUUGAUAGUUGGAUGAAUAUGAUGACACUUUUUGCUAGUGAAGACAGACAGCAUUAUUUAGAGCCAGACACAAUGUAGUGUGGUUGGGUACCAUGCAUGCCCUCCUGGAUAGCUCUGCCAAUGAGCCUCAGUCUUGACCUGCAGUCCCCACUGCUGUUCCAGUCCUGAACAGUCUGCUCAUUAUGUGGUGGUUUUGUGGUGUGGACACAUGUCAUCUAGUUUUGAGACUACUGGAUUGUUUCCAGUUGUAAGCAAAACCUGAAUCUAGGGCUCCUGAAGAAAAAGCCUUGUUCAUUUAAUCUAUUUUGUUGCCUACGCCCCUAUAAUGGUUAAUAAUGUAACCGUGGGAUACCUUUCUAGCAUUGCACUACUCAAGAUGUAACUUUUGAUAUAUCAAUAGUAAUUGUUAGCUACAAUCCAGAUGCAAUUAUAUAAGCAGAAUUGUGAGUUAAGAUACUAUUUAGCAGUAUGAUUUUAUAAUGGCUACUCAUUAAACUUCUUGUUGAACCUUAAAUUCAUGAAUAUAAAGUAUUGGCUUUUCCCUACCUUUUUUAAAGGUUAUGUUGUUAAUAUUAACUGCAACCAAUCAAAGCAGAUAGACAGUUAUUAAAUGGGAGCAGCGUUUGUUUCCUGUCUCGACAAUAUAAUUUUGAAACUUCUAUUCUUACCCAUGCAGCUUCUAAAUCGGAGCAUAAAACAGCAAAUUGGGGUAAACAGUAAAUAUUCUGGGAUAUGAUCUUCCGAUAUGUACCAUUACUGUACACUGUUUGUGGUGAUUUUAGAUGUACAGAACAUCUAGCAAAUAAAUCUACAUGAACAGUUUCAUGCUUUAACAGAGUAAAUUCAGAAUUUAAAAUACACAUUUAACACUGCCUACAAAUUUAAAAAUAACUUUAUUAAAGGUGUGAGAUUAAAUGCAUGUACUUUUGAACAGUAAUAGUAAAUUUCUCUUGUUCGAAUUCUUUGAAUUCUGGAUCUAAAAAAAUAUUGAGGUGCAAACACUCUGUAAUAAGGCAAAUUUUAUUGUAUUGUAAAUGAGCUAUUAACUUAUUCUAAAGUGCCAUUUAGGCACAGAAUGCACAAAUGUUGUCUAUCCAAAUAAUAAAUAUUCUAUGUAUCAC
This is a messenger RNA of Dermochelys coriacea (leatherback sea turtle), 2973 nucleotides long. RefSeq names its product autophagy related 4C cysteine peptidase (gene ATG4C). The transcript is spliced from 11 exons. The record is from RefSeq and is a predicted model, not a curated record. The coding region runs from base 291 to 1670 and encodes 459 amino acids. Lineage: Eukaryota; Metazoa; Chordata; Testudines; Dermochelyidae. Gene Ontology annotation, molecular function: protein-phosphatidylethanolamide deconjugating activity.